CAACUGUUCAACUGCAAUUGAGAUCUAGAAUGGAAGUUCUCCUUCAUCUUUUGAUCAAUUGAAAUCUCUCUCUUUCUCUCAUGGAAGUGAUAAUGAGAUCUCGGCCGAUCAUCUUCCUCGUGGUGUCGUUCCUCAUUGGCUUCUUUUUUCUCCAACCGGUGCUCUCCUCCGUAGCGGCGAGGAGCGAUGAUGGGCAUACUAUUAAUGGUCGUGUGAAGAUACCGGGUGUCCUUUCAGGAAAACUCUCAGAUGUUAAGGUUAUCCUUAAUGGUGGCAAAAGAGUAUCUUUUCUCAGCACUGAUGGUUAUUUUUCAUUCAAUGAUAUUCCAGCUGGUACUCAUCUCAUUGAAGUGAAUGCAAUCGGUUAUUUCUUUUCUCCUGUUCGUGUGGAUGUCAGUGCUAGAUAUCCCAGUAAGGUUAAGGCUGCACUCACUGAGAACAGGAAGGGUCUAAAUGAGUUGGUUUUGGAACCAAUGAACGAAGAACACUACUUCGAGAUAAGGGAGCCAUUUUCGAUAAUGUCUGUUGUUAAAAGCCCAAUGGGAUUGAUGAUUGGAUUCAUGAUGAUCGUGAUGUUUGUGAUGCCGAAGAUGAUAGAGAAUAUUGAUCCUGAAGAGGUGAAAAAAGCACACGAGGAGAUGAGAAAUCAAGGGGUCCCUUUCUCUAGCUUGCUUAAUGGAGCAGCUGGAUCUGCAUUGAGCUAGCUUUCACACAUUGGUUCAACCCUCUAUUCAACAUUGGGUUUUAACUUAAUCUUUAUUCGAAUCCACGAUUUUGCGGAUAAAAUUUAAAUAUUUGUAUUCUUCCAUAUGAAUAUAUAUUUAUUUGGUGAAUGCAAAUAAAAAAUAAGGUGCUUGAAUAUGA
Messenger RNA from Impatiens glandulifera, 864 nucleotides. RefSeq names its product ER membrane protein complex subunit 7 homolog. The coding region runs from base 81 to 704 and encodes 207 amino acids. Lineage: Eukaryota; Viridiplantae; Streptophyta; Magnoliopsida; Ericales; Balsaminaceae. The transcript is spliced from 7 exons. Gene Ontology annotation, cellular component: EMC complex. Gene Ontology annotation, molecular function: carbohydrate binding. The record is from RefSeq and is a predicted model, not a curated record.